AUGCAGCCCUGGGCGCUGGUGCUGCUGCUGGGCGCGCUCUGCCCCGGCGGAGCCGCUGUCCCGGCCCGCAAUGUGCUGCUGCUCCUGGCCGAUGACGGCGGCUUUGAGAGCGGCGCCUACAACAACUCGGGCAUCCGGACGCCGAACCUGGACGAGCUGGCCCGGCACAGUUUGAUCUUCCAGAACGCCUUCACCUCCGUGAGCAGCUGCUCCCCGAGCCGGGCCAGCAUCCUGACCGGCCUGCCCCAGCACCAGAACGGGAUGUACGGGCUGCACCAGGACGUGCAUCACUUCAACUCCUUCGACGGCGUGCGGAGCCUGCCCCGGCUGCUCAGCCACGCUGGCAUUCGCACAGGGAUAAUUGGGAAGAAGCACGUGGGGCCAGAGGCUGUGUAUCCCUUCGAGUUCGCCUACACCGAGGAGAACAGCUCAGUCCUGCAGGUGGGGAGAAACAUCACCCGCAUCAAGGAGCUGGUCCGGCGGUUCCUGCAGAGCCAGGACGAGAGGCCUUUCUUCCUCUAUGUUGCCUUCCACGACCCCCACCGCUGCGGGCACUCCCAACCCCAGUACGGGGCCUUUUGUGAGAAGUUUGGCAAUGGAGAGAGCGGGAUGGGCUGGAUCCCCGACUGGAAGCCGCAGAUUUUCCACCCGGAUCAAGUGCAGGUCCCUGCCUUUGUCCCGGACACGCCGGCUGCCCGGGCAGACCUGGCUGCCCAGUACACGACCAUCGGCCGCAUGGACCAAGGGAUCGGGCUGGUCCUGCAGGAGCUGCGCCACGCUGGCUUCCUCAACAGCACCCUGGUGAUCUACACCUCCGACAACGGCAUCCCCUUCCCCGGCGGCAGGACCAACCUGUACCGCUCGGGCACAGCCGAGCCCCUGCUGCUGUCCUCCCCUGAGCACCCCCGGCGCUGGGGGCAGGUCAGCCCCGCCUUCGCCACCCUCCUGGACCUGACUCCGACCAUUCUGGACUGGUUCUCCAUCCCCUACCCUGCUUACAGCAUCUUUGGCACGAGGCAGGUGCGGCUCACGGGGAAGUCUCUCCUGCCAGCCCUGGAGUCAGAGCAGCCCUGGGCCACGGCCUUCAGCAGCCAGAGCCACCACGAGGUGACCAUGUACUACCCCAUGCGGGCCAUCCAGCACCGGCACUUCCGCCUCAUCCACAACCUCAACUACAAGAUGCCCUUCCCCAUCGACCAGGACUUUUACAUCUCACCCACCUUCCAAGACCUGCUCAACCGCACCAGGGCGGGGCAGCCAACCCACUGGAGCAAGACCCUGCACCAGUACUACUACCGGGACCGCUGGGAGCUCUUCGACUGCAGCCGGGACCCUGCCGAGAGCCAGAACCUGGCCACAGACCCCCGCUAUGCUGACAUCUUCCAGGGGCUCCGUGCACAGCUGCUCAGGUGGCAGUGGGACACGGGGGACCCCUGGGUGUGCGCCCCCGACGCUGUCCUGGAGGAGAAGCUGAGCCCCCAGUGCAGGCCGCUGCACAACGAGCUGUGA
This is a messenger RNA of Prinia subflava (tawny-flanked prinia), 1509 nucleotides long. RefSeq names its product N-sulfoglucosamine sulfohydrolase (gene SGSH). The transcript is spliced from 8 exons. Gene Ontology annotation, biological process: glycosaminoglycan catabolic process; heparan sulfate proteoglycan catabolic process. The record is from RefSeq and is a predicted model, not a curated record. The coding region runs from base 1 to 1509 and encodes 502 amino acids. Gene Ontology annotation, molecular function: N-acetylglucosamine-6-sulfatase activity; glycosaminoglycan binding; N-sulfoglucosamine sulfohydrolase activity. NCBI's taxonomy places the organism in Eukaryota, Metazoa, Chordata, Aves, Passeriformes, Cisticolidae.